GUCUUUGUUACAAAUGCCAAGACUGGCUUCUUGAGGCCAUGGAUACGUGGCUAAAAUUUGCAUCAUGAAUCAUCUUUCAAUGUCCCAAACUUGCAUCGAGAUCAUGAUGUUAGAAUUAUCGUAUCAUGUAUCGUGAGUUUAAAGUUUGUCGGCUUCUUGGUGUUUUCCGUACUCAAGAUCUCGGCCGAAAGACGGACUUUGGUCUUGAUCAUGUGACGAGGUCAGGCAGUCAUCAGUGGCGACCAUCUAGUCUGCACAUUUGACGUCUCCAUGAUGCUUCAUUUGGCGAAUAUUUUUGCGAUUCCCUUUCUUUAUCGCCACAAAAUAUAUUUUAAGCCCAAAAAACCUUUGUAGGUAGUUUUACGCUGAUCUGGGUCGCUGCUCAUCAAGGUCCCCAACCAAAAGGUGUCCACUGAAAGCGCCCUAAUUGAUAAUCUCGAACUGAGUCACCAACGUCGCAAAAACUCUGAGUUUCAUCUCACAAAUAAAUUCGCGACUGGCAGAAUAUUACUAUGGGACGUACAGAGCCAUCUAUCGGCCGACCACCAGCGGCUUUUCGCAAAGAUGCACGCUCCAAAAAGGCCAAAGCCACCAUCAACAAGGUCAUCCCCAGCCUCCUCCCUGGGUAUCCCGGUGCUCAGAAAGGAAUCAAUUCAGCAGAGCUCAUACCUUUUAUGAACACUACAGUCUUGCCUGAAGCAUAUGGGAAACUCUUGAAGAAACAUGAGGACAAGGGUGAUGCAGCAACAAAGGGCAAAGCUACAGUUGGCGCUGAGGAUCCCCAUGAGAGCUUGGAAAAGCUUAACACACCAAGAAUCUCAAUCAGGGAAGUCGACACGCUUACUGCUGCAAGAGAUCUUCUUGAUAUUGAGACACCGGCGGGCGUCAAAACAGAUCUUGGUAAUACUAGAGCUCAUGUGACAAUCUUGAACAUGGGUUCGCCUCUGAAUCCUGGAGGUGGAUUUCUCAAUGGUGCGAAUAGUCAAGAGGAGUCAUUGUGUAUGCGCACUACGCUAUAUCCCUCUCUCAAGGACGAGUGGUACCGACUCCCCGAACUUUCUUCGAUUUGGACUCCGAUGGUGUUGGUCUUCAGAGAUGAAGACGGGAAUGAUCUGGACAAGAAGGAUCGAUUCUAUGUCGACUGCAUCACAGCUGCAAUGAUCCGCGGCCCGGAAUUCGAGCUUGACGAGGACGGAGUAGCAUCAUACGCCAACAAGAAGGAUCGUGAUACGGCGCAAGCCAAGAUGAGGGCUGUUAUGCGAAUCGCUAUGGUCAAAAAGUCCAAACGACUUGUACUUGGAGCUUGGGGCUGCGGCGCGCACGGAAACCCCGUCGGUGAAAUAGCAAGGAUCUGGAAAUCUGUUCUAACUCCAAGAUGCGAUAAGUCAAAGCCGCUAAAGGAGAGAUGGGAAUACGUUGAUGAGAUUGUGUUUGCGAUCAAGGAUCACAAUAUGGCGCAGGCUUUUGCGGAAGCUUGGGGUGACGGUCUUGAACGGCAAGACGAAGAGAAGAACGAGAUUAAAGAGGAGGAUGAGGAAGAUGCUGGGGUAGUUGAUCUGGCUGAUAUCAAAACGCAAGAGUUGAAAGAUAAGAUCAGGGAGCUGGAGCAGAGGAUCCAGAAGGUGAAUAACCCGAAGGUGUCGGAUGGCUUGAAGACUAUUCUUGAGGGACUGAAGAAACAGCUCCCGGAAGAGGAUGAAGUUUCGACUCAGGACAGUGAGUGGGAACAUGUCAAAGCUGAAGGCACCGGAUCUAGCUGAUCUGUCGAUCUGAACGUUGACGUGGUAUCGUUCCUCGUCAAAGCGCGUACGUCAAUGCAUGGAUCACUAGCAAAUAAACACCCAAACUUUCAUCAGAAUGGAGAACUGUCACCCAGGGUAGUAUCAACACCUGACUAGCAUGACAGGUAGAUCUCGGUAAUUUGAUAUCCGCAACCUCCGUCCGCAUCCCUCACCGUCUUCUACACCGACCUAACCAGAUGUAUCUAAUCACCAGACCAAUUAUCACAUGUAUCACGAUCUCCAUAGCUAUUCUUUCAUUUGAGAUCUUUCAUCUCGCUAGUCUAUCACUGGUUCGUGUUGAGUUGCAGUGCGGAGGUGAUCCCGCAGCCCGGACCCGUCUCCGCAUUCAGCUCAUGAUGGCGUUCAUUGGUCAUCACACUAUCGCGAACACUUUACCAA
Fusarium odoratissimum NRRL 54006 is the source of this 2180-nucleotide messenger RNA. RefSeq lists its product as uncharacterized. Lineage: Eukaryota; Fungi; Ascomycota; Sordariomycetes; Hypocreales; Nectriaceae. The record is from RefSeq and is a predicted model, not a curated record. The transcript has a single exon. The coding region runs from base 513 to 1760 and encodes 415 amino acids.